Molecule: messenger RNA, 945 nt
Organism: Branchiostoma belcheri (Belcher's lancelet)
Lineage: Eukaryota; Metazoa; Chordata; Leptocardii; Amphioxiformes; Branchiostomatidae
Product: serine/threonine-protein kinase 35-like
Exons: 6
Coding region: 1-945 (314 amino acids)
Biological process (GO): protein phosphorylation
Molecular function (GO): ATP binding; protein kinase activity
Source: RefSeq, a predicted model, not a curated record
AUGGAGAAGUACAGGAUCCUAGAAGAGUUGGGGCAGGGUGCGUUCGGUAAGGUGUACAAGGCGGAACGUAAGGAGGACGGCAGCGUGCACGCUCUCAAGUGUCUCACCGUGGACUCACUGGAAAAGAGCGAAGUCGUGAUAAGGGAGAUCCAUGCUCUACAGCAGGCAGUAGGAAAACACCAGAACAUCUUGCAGUUCAUUGGCCUGAUUGCUGAGGGCGUCGGCUUGCACACCCCUGUACUGAACGUGUGGCUGAUCGUGGAGUACUGCGACGGGGGCACCCUGGACAGCUUCAUCCUCAAAGACAAGCCUAGCCGAGCGACCGUUCUGCAGUUAUUGUGCCAAGCGGCAGAGGGCGUCGCUUACCUGCACGGCAGGAACGUCGUACACGGAGCGCUCAAGCCUGACAACAUCUUGGUGGACAACUCCGGACAGAGACCAGUUGUUAAGGUUGCAGAUUUCGGCGUCGUGUGUGCCCGUGCACUGGGCGAGUGGGGAGACAACUACGCACAGACCAUGAUAAUGUACCUGUCCCCUGAACUGCUCCUAAAUAUUGUGGCACAACGAGACCUCUUGACGACCACCACCGAGGCUGAUGUCUUCGCCUUGGGCCUGAUCAUCGCCGCCAUCUUGGGUCAGAUGACAGAUUCAGCCGCCCCAUCGACAGAUCCCGCAGAUCCAGGGACAGAUCCCGCGACAGAUCCAGCCGCCCCAGGAAAGCUUGUGCCUGCCGUGUACGUGGAGGGAAAGCUUACGGCCGUGGCCAAGGUCAUGAUCACACAUCCUGAGUUCCCGGUGGCAGACAUGCUGAUGACCAGCGAACCACAGGGGUCUCCGGUAAAGGCCCUGGUUGUAUCCAUGUUGGGAGUUUAUCCUCACCAGAGACCGACAUCAGAACAGGUUCUCGGCAGACUGAGGCAGAUCACGGGCUCUUCUGGCGGGUGA